UCGUAAAGCGGCUCGCACGCAGCAUGGCGCACGAUUUAAACGGCAAGGUCGCGCUUGUGACGGGCGCCGCUAACGGCGUGGGCGCGGGGAUGGUGAGGCUGCUGCUGGCUGAAGGGGCGAAGCACGUCGCCAUUCUGGACAUCGAUGAGACUAGAGGGACUGUGUUCCAAAAUGAGUUAAACGCUGAAUAUGGCGCCAAUAAGAGCAAGUUCUACCAGUGCGAUGUCACGAACGACGAUCAGCUGUUCGCGGCGUUUCAGUCCGUCGUAGCGGGGCAUGGGGGCCUCGACCUGGUGGUCAACAAUGCUGGCAUCAUGAACGAUGCCCCGCACGUGUAUAAGAAAGAAAUUUCGAUUAACGUGACUGCUCUGAUCACCAGCACCUUGAAAGCCCUAGAGCUGAUGCGCACAGACGAAGGCGGUAAAGGAGGCACCGUCAUAAACAUAGCAUCUAUCGCCGGCCUUUGCCAGUUAUCCAUCAUGCCCAUCUACUGGGCCACCAAGGCGGCUGUUAUCCAGUUUAGCAACUGUAUCGGUAAAGAGGACUACUACAAGAAGACUGGCGUCCGCGUCCUGGUAAUGUGUUUUGGAGCUACCGACACCAGUCUCCUCACCGGUCAGAAGCUGGGAUCGCUCGACAAGAACGUGGACGGCGAAAUGCUCACCAGCGUAAUUCAGGAAACCCCUCUACAACGGAUGGAAUCAGCAGCCCAGGGUGUGAUCGAUGCGUACAAGAAAGGCACCAGUGGCAGCACCUGGAUCGCAACCCGGGACCUCCCCGCCAAGGACAUUACUGACAACGUCAAUAGGGCAUAUGAGAUCUUGGGCGAACAUAUGUGACCGCAU
Molecule: messenger RNA, 845 nt
Organism: Cydia strobilella
Lineage: Eukaryota; Metazoa; Arthropoda; Insecta; Lepidoptera; Tortricidae
Product: 15-hydroxyprostaglandin dehydrogenase [NAD(+)]-like
Exons: 5
Coding region: 24-839 (271 amino acids)
Cellular component (GO): cytoplasm
Molecular function (GO): oxidoreductase activity, acting on the CH-OH group of donors, NAD or NADP as acceptor
Source: RefSeq, a predicted model, not a curated record